Knipowitschia caucasica is the source of this 309-nucleotide messenger RNA. The record is from the annotation of a GenBank genome assembly. Lineage: Eukaryota; Metazoa; Chordata; Actinopteri; Gobiiformes; Gobiidae.
AUGGACCUGAAAGCGGCGGAUGUGGUGGGGUCGUGGCGAGGUCGUGGCGAGCCUCUGGACUAUGAGCGAAAGCGUCUGUUCAGUCUGCGGGUCCAGGUGGAGAACACGCAGUCCGGGCCCCGGGUCCUGGGCGCGGGGCCCUUCACGGAUGAGGCCUUGGUGAAGGUGGUGGUGGAGGAUGUGGACGAGCCGCCAAAGUUCGAACGAAGUCACUACGUCCUGGAAGUGAAGGAGGACGCACCACGAAACACCGCCAUCGGAUCGGUCAGCGCCGCCGACCCAGACGACAAGAGGAGCCCGGUCAGGUGA